AAAAAAGUAAUACAAUUUAGACAUAGGUGUGAGAUGAUGGGCACAUGGGCCCCCAGAGCUGCGGGAGUUUCCGCUACACCAGGCAGGUAGCACCCAGUCAGAGGGGACCCUUUUUCCAGAAGUAGCCAGCCAGCCAGGCCCCCAGACAGAGUCUCAGCAUGGAGAACCAGGACGAGUCCAGCAAGUUGAACGGGAGCUCCUCGCACCCCGGCGAAACCGCAGCCGUGGCCCCCGAGCAGGCUAAAGAGAGCAUGCAGAUGAAGAAGGAGAUCUCCCUGCUCAACGGAAUCAGCCUCAUCGUGGGCAACAUGAUUGGCUCAGGCAUCUUUGUGUCUCCCAAGGGCGUGCUCAUGUACAGCGCCUCCUACGGCCUGUCGCUGGUCAUCUGGGCCAUCGGUGGAAUAUUCUCAGUGGUCGGCGCUCUGUGUUACGCAGAGCUGGGCACCACCAUCACCAAGUCCGGGGCCAGCUAUGCCUAUAUCCUGGAGUCCUUUGGUCCAUUCAUUGCCUUUAUUCGCCUGUGGACAUCACUGCUCAUCAUUGAGCCCACCAGUCAGGCGGUCAUCGCCAUAACGUUCGCUAACUACCUGGUGCAGCCGCUCUUCCCCACGUGUGAGCCACCCUACUCAGCCUCGCGCCUCAUCGCAGCCGCCUGCAUAUGUUUGCUGACGUUCAUCAACUCGGCCUACGUGAAGUGGGGCACCAGGGUGCAGGAUGUCUUCACUUACGCCAAAGUUCUCGCCCUCAUCGUCAUCAUCAUCACAGGCAUAGUGAAACUAUGCCAAGGAUACACCAUGAACUUUGAGGCGUCGUUCCAGGGCUCUUCUACAGACCCUGGAGACAUUGCCUUGGCCCUGUACUCUGCCCUGUUCUCCUACUCAGGCUGGGACACACUCAACUUUGUUACCGAGGAGAUCAAGGACCCAGAGAGGAACCUGCCCCUGUCCAUUGCCAUCUCCAUGCCCAUCGUCACAAUCAUAUAUAUCAUGACUAACGUGGCUUACUACGCCGUGCUGGACAUGAGUGCUAUCCUCGCCAGUGAUGCCGUGGCUGUGACGUUUGCAGACCACACUCUGGGAGUGAUGAGCUGGACCAUCCCCAUCGCUGUGGCUCUGUCCUGUUAUGGAGGGCUAAACGCAUCUAUUAUCGCUGCAUCCAGGCUGUUCUUCGUGGGUGCUCGUGAAGGUCACCUCCCGGACGCCUUAUCAAUGAUUCAUGCGGAGAGGUAUACCCCUGUCCCUGCUCUACUCUUCAACUGUGCCAUGGCCUUGGUAUACCUGACUGUGGAGGAUAUCUUCCAGCUGAUCAACUACUACAGCUUCAGCUACUGGUUCUUUAUGGGUCUGUCUAUCGCCGGGCAGAUCUACCUGCGCUGGAAGGAACCAGACAGACCCAGACCACUCAAGUUGACCCUGUUGUACCCCAUCAUCUUCUGUUGUUGCACUGUGUUCCUCGUGGCAGUGCCACUGUACAGUGACACCAUCAAUUCUCUCAUUGGCAUCGCCAUUGCCCUCUCCGGAGUGCCGGUCUACUUCCUGGGCAUCCACCUGCCCGAGUCCAAACGCCCACCCUACAUUACCAAGUUACUACGUUCUUUCACACGCUUUACCCAGCUCACCUGUUUCUGUGUGCUCACCGAGAUGGACAUCAAUGAGUAAACCCUCACUCCCAACCACGACAUAAAGUUCUCACCAUGUUACCCACCACCCUUUGCAAUUCACAAACAGACACAUGGGACCAACUCAUGGAAAUUCACCUCUUUUGCAAAAACAAGGGAAUAUUUCAACAUUUUACUUCCAGUGACCUGACUACUACAUUAGUCUGUAGUUUACAAGCUGGGACACAAUCCACACGUUUACACGCACAGACAGGUAUCGAGAGGUGACAGCGUGGGACUCUUUUGACUGCCAUCAGCCUGGUGCCUGAUGGUUCAUGUGAAGUUAAGCAUUGGGCAAGGACAGAUCCCAAGGAAAGCCAUGGUCAUCUGGCCAGUACUCUGGGACAUCCUCUCCUCCUCCUGUCAUUAUCCUACUCAUAGUUUCACUUCUCCCAAUCUCCUGACAUCAUCAUCCCCUGCCUGGUGUAUGAGCUGAGGGGGUGAGAUCCACAUCAGGGCCUAUAGAGGUGGUCCCUCCCUUCUCAGCGGCUGAAAAUCCAUGUAAGAUGGCAAUACUGCUCUUAUCGGGUUCUGGAAUUACCUAGAGAGGUUGGACAAGACUACUUUUGUUUUAUGAUCUCAAAGGGUAUAGGUAUACACUUUCAUUUUUAGUCUUAUAAUAUGCUGUGCCUGUCAAAUUCAUAUACACUGAGUGUACAAAACAUCAGGAACACCUGCUCUAUCCAUGACAUACUGUAGACUGACCUGGUGGAUCCAGGUGAAAGCUAUGAUCCCUUAUUGAUGUCACUUGUUAAAUCCACUUGAACCUGUCUCCUCCCCUUC
This is a messenger RNA of Coregonus clupeaformis (lake whitefish), 2440 nucleotides long. RefSeq names its product Y+L amino acid transporter 2. Gene Ontology annotation, cellular component: membrane. Gene Ontology annotation, biological process: amino acid transmembrane transport. The transcript has 10 exons. The coding region runs from base 159 to 1658 and encodes 499 amino acids. Gene Ontology annotation, molecular function: L-amino acid transmembrane transporter activity. NCBI's taxonomy places the organism in Eukaryota, Metazoa, Chordata, Actinopteri, Salmoniformes, Salmonidae. The record is from RefSeq and is a predicted model, not a curated record.